UGUGGUAUUUUUCAAACAUAAUGAUAUUUCCCAUUAACAGUCCUAGGUGAAAUUUCAGUCUUAAAAAAAUCAAUUAAUUUACUCCCCCUCCCCUCAUUCUUGUAAAUACUUCCACAUAAAUGCAACGGAAGCAUAUCUUUGAGAAUUUGAAGAACUAAAUGGAAGGGUAGAAAAUUUUGCUUUUAGUUAGAAUUUAUUCAUGCCAAUCUGUGAUCUAUUGAUUGAUGUAUUAUUAUAAUAAUCUUUUUGAUGAUCUUCAAGCCUCAAUUAGUGCAUAUUCAAAAAUGAUUUUAAUAAUAAUACCAACUAAAGUAUACCAAGGGAGAAGAAUAUUUUCUGCCUGUUUUAUAUAACUAUGAUUCUCCAAUGUUAUCUACAUUGUUCAGUUGAUACAGUUUAGCUUUAGAUGUCGGCUUGUGUUAAUGUUUGUUUUGUAAUGGACUUUAACACUGCUACAAUUUCAAAAAGAACAACCCGUAUUAAUUUUACCAGAUUGAGGAGGAGCUGUUCUGUAGAAAUAUUGCAAUAGUUAAUGAUGGAUUUGAAGAAAAUGUCAAACUGACAUUAAUUUGAAAAGCAGAAAAUUCUGGAUUCUGGAAAAUGCUGUGGAUCAGUUUGAAUGGGACAGCUAAGCAUGAAGUCAAAGUGUGUCAAAGUGUGUGACCUCCUGGGCCUCGCAUUGUAGCCUGCCUUACCAACAGUAAAUCCAAAGCCAAGUUUUAAAAUACCUUGAAUCCUUUGCAGAACAACACAAUGUCGAUUGACUGAUGAGUAAAUACACUUUGAUGAUAAAGAAUUCCAUCCAAAUUACUGUACAAUUUUAUCCAAAAGAGGUCACGGUAGGGGAAGCUAAUUUGAUUCCUGGAGGGCUUUGCGUGUUUGUAAGUGAAUUCAAGUUAAUUCACUUAAACUGGCGUACAAAGUUGCUAGAGGUAGUGUGUGAUAAUGAUGCGGGCACAUAUUAUCACGAGCGCGCCUUUAUGUGCUGAAGCGCAUAUUAUCAUGAGCGGGCCUUCAAGCAUUGAAGCGCUCAAACCCGCCACUUCCGCAUUUUUCACUCCCGGACCAUUUCACACUUUAAAAAUAAACUUUCAAGGACGCUAAUAAUUCACUGUACAUAAUUUCUCUUAUGACUGUUGCAUGGAUAUGUGAAUUAAUAAGUACACAAUUAAUUAAAGUGGCACGGAUCAGCUGAGAGUAUUGUAUAAACGCUGUUUAAAUUUGAACUGCUUUUCAUUAAUUACUUACGCUCAACUCUUUGUCGAUCUACGCAUCUGGUUUCCAACUGGCAAACGGUGCGCUAUGGCACGCGCAUUGUUAAAGGAAUAAGCGCGCCUACUGUGUUUUGCAAGGGGGGAGCGUGUGAACUUCGCUUGUUUAACUGAUUGCCCUGUGGGAAUUUGAAUGUGGUUUGUCCCUCCAUUUUAGCGGGAGGCUGAAGAGUAUAAAAGCUAGUCUGUGCUGGACAGUGAGGGUAAGUGGUCUGUAUAAAUGUUAUUGCUGACAGGGAGCUACAUGUUUUGCAUUUCCAUGGUUAGAGACAUAAAUGGGCCCAGCAAUCAAAUUUACAGGCUGAGUGCAAUGAUCCUUGGGAUACUGUGUGCUGUGUUGAUGGCUGUCAUCAUAGGUCUGUGCAUCAGCUAUAAAGGGCUCAGUGAAAAGCACAUUUUUCUGUCACAGAAUUCAUCAGUGGCAAACAGCAACCUGAAGCAACUGUUAGGCAACUAUGACCUGCUGACUACAGUUCUGAUGAAGGUGCAGACAAGCUAUCAGGAAACUGUCAAUGCCAGAGACAGCAUGCAGAGAGAAAGAGACAGGGACAGGCAGGAGAAGGAACUUCUGCAAGAACACAAGAAGGACCUGAUGAACGAGCAAACUAAACUUCAGACACGUGUCACUGCACUAGAAAAGAACUGUGAACGUUGUCCAGCAGGAUGGGAGCUGCUGCACUCCUCCUGUUAUUUCUUCCCUCCAACUGAUGCUGGUCAAAAGCUAACAUGGCAACAGAGUCGUGAGGAGUGCAAGAAAUCUGGAGCUGACCUGGCAGAGAUAGACAGCCAAGAAAAGCAGGAGUUUAUCAGCGGAAUCUUAAUCGGAAAGAGGAGACGCCCUGGACACACAUACACAUCAGGAUACUGGAUAGGACUGAGAGAUGUUGAAACGGAAGGAGUGUGGAAGUGGUUGAAUGGAACAGCGCUGACCCAAGGGUACUGGUUUGAUGGAGAGCCUAACGAUUCGGGUUCCGAAGACUGCGCUGCUACCUACCCUUAUGACAUCUCCUUAAAGACAUGGAAUGACGCCCCAUGCGACUUCGUAUUGAAAUGGAUAUGCGAGAUAAAGUUACAGGAGCCCUAGAUAUCAUCACACAGUGUGUACACAAAAGUAUAUUGGCCAUAGCUCUAUAUCUGAAGCAUUAAGAUAUUACAGCGUAGUCCCAAAAACCCAGGAUUUCAGACAGAAACUCCUUUACACAAUACACACAUCACACUGCUUUUAUGAUGAGUAAAAUAUGAAUGCUAUCAUGUAUUGAGAUAAUGAAUUCACUCACAAAAAAAAUAAAAAUUAAUCAAACAUCUGGCGCUCCAUGUAUUGAUCAGACAACUGAUAUGUUUAUUGUUGUGCACUGUCACUUUUAAAUAAAUAAAUCUGCAACAGAAAUCACCAAG
Anguilla rostrata (American eel) is the source of this 2666-nucleotide messenger RNA. RefSeq names its product CD209 antigen-like protein C. Gene Ontology annotation, molecular function: signaling receptor activity. Lineage: Eukaryota; Metazoa; Chordata; Actinopteri; Anguilliformes; Anguillidae. The coding region runs from base 1492 to 2355 and encodes 287 amino acids. The transcript has 6 exons. The record is from RefSeq and is a predicted model, not a curated record.